Messenger RNA from Ciona intestinalis (vase tunicate), 1555 nucleotides. Its product is annotated as E3 ubiquitin ligase RNF121. Gene Ontology annotation, molecular function: ubiquitin protein ligase activity; metal ion binding. The record is from RefSeq and is a predicted model, not a curated record. Lineage: Eukaryota; Metazoa; Chordata; Ascidiacea; Phlebobranchia; Cionidae. Gene Ontology annotation, cellular component: endoplasmic reticulum membrane; Golgi membrane. Gene Ontology annotation, biological process: ERAD pathway.
AUUUGUACUGUAACAGUAGCCUGUUUGCUUGUCCUGUUGUGCAUAACAUUACCUAGCUAUAAAUUGCUUUCAAAAGUCCCAAUGUUAAAACAAAUCAUUCGUGCAUUUUCACACUGUAUUAAAUACACUCAUCACAAUUGAAAUUUCAGGUUGUUAGAUUAGUAUUUUUAAAGCGACCACUUUACUGGAGUGUAGUUAUGGAGGUUGCUGAUAUAGAAAAGGAACCUGUUAUAUCAGAGCAAGAAGCUAGGAGAUUAGAACAUUUAAAAGAAAUGGAGAAGCACCGGGGGCACGAUGCAAUGCAUUUGGAAAUGAUCCUUAUUCUAAUGGUAACUUUGGUGGUUUCACAAGUUGCAUUGGUUCAGUGGAAAAAUAGACAUCCAAAGUCUUAUAAUAUGGUCACACUGCUUGGAAUGUGGAUCGUCCCUCUCAUAUUCACCAUCAAAAUGUUGUGGUUUCGCUUUAUAGUUACCUGGGUUAUUUACACCAUAGUCACUUGUUUUGUUGUUUUAAAAGCAAGGAAGAAACCUCUAUCUGGAACAACACCAAGAUUAGUAUACCGUUGGUUUCUCAUCCUAUUCAGGAUAAGUUACAGUGUUGGAGUGUUUGGAUACAUACUAGUUAUGCUCACGAUGAUGGGGGUGAACAUUAUGUUUAGGAUUAAACCAGAAACGGCAAUGGAUUUCAGCAUUGUUCUCCUGUUCUAUGGACUUUACUAUGGUGUCAUGUCAAGAGAUUUUGCCGAAAUUUGUUCAGAGACCAUGGCGUCCACUAUUGGUUACUACACUAGAAGUGGGAUGCCUACAAAGAAUUUAGCUGAUGGUGUAUGUGCGGUAUGUGGUCAGGUACUCAUUCUACCAACAGAUCAAUACGAUACUUCAGUUGAGAAGGUCUACAAGCUCUCAUGCUUCCACACUUUCCAUGAUUCAUGUAUUAGAGGAUGGUGUAUCGUCGGUAAAAAGCAGACUUGUCCCUACUGCAAGGAGAAGGUUGACCUUAAACGUAUGUUUACUAGUCCAUGGGAGAGGCCACAUAUAUUGUAUGGGCAGUUACUGGACUGGAUUCGUUACCUCGUUGCUUGGCAACCUGUUAUAAUUUCACUUGUGCAACUUAUAAAUUGGUCUCUAGGUUUAAAGUAAUGUGCAAUCUGUUUUUUUUUGCAAAAUUUUCUUAUAUUCUUAAGAGAUAUAUAUUUAUUUUCAGCUAUAUUUGUGAACAGUAGAUAUGUUAUAUUUUUGUUGUGUUGUACGUCUAAAUGGUUUUACCAAAUUUAGAAGUUUUAGUUUCGUUUUAUAAGCUUUGCUGGAAUUUCCGAGCAAACCAGUAUUAUAGCUCAACUGUAAGUUUUGGGUUUUCUGUAUUACGCAUUCAGUCAAACCAAAGCUUCCAAAUUGUGUAAUUCUGCUCGUUAUAAGUUUAUAAAAGUGGUCAAGCCACUUGUUAUAUUUGAAACGGUUAAAAAUAAAACAGACUGUUAUUUGAAUGGGAUCUAACAAACUAUGCAGAUUAAGACUCUACCGUCUGCGAAAUUUGGAAAUAUAUUUGACAAAAUUGA